CCUAAACUCAACUGACUACUUACUGUAUAUCACCGUUUGACAAGAGUAAGUAAAUCGCUCUGGCUAUCAUACAUUUACAUUAGUCCAGCGAGGGCGCAUUAAAAAUAGAUCGUGGGCGCCAUGGCGCUCUAUGCAGUCUUACGUUAGAGUAUUAUUGAAAAAAUACAUAAUUUUUUUUAAAUGUUUUUUCUACGAAAGUAAAAUCUUGAGGAUCUCUAAAACGCGUUAUAAAUACCACCCCCCCGUUGACUCACAGCGUAUUGUGUGGAAUAUACUCAUUAUGGUUGGACAAAAUCAAUUCGACAACGGAAAUUCGCACAGGAUUUUCAUGAACGACGAUGCAGAGUUAUACGAAAAUAGUAACAGUAUUCAGAGGCAGGAUGCAGCUGACACUUUAAAUGAGUAUUCGUCAAGAUUAAACUGGAAAGAAACGGGAGAAAGUAUAUUAGACAUAGGAUGUGGCGAUGGAAGUGUCACUGAUAUCCUGAGAUCAUACUUACCAAAAAGUAGAAAGAUUUUGUUGGGCUGCGAUAUCAGUGAGAGAAUGGUCAAGCACGCCGAAGGGCGUUACGGAAAUAAGACGACAGCAUUUACUGUACUUAAUAUAGAAGAUGAUAUUCCCGAUGAGCUGAAAGGAAAAUUCGAUCAUGUUUUCUCAUUUUACGCAUUACAUUGGAUGCAGAAUCAGGAAAAAGGAUUUACAAAUAUUCAUAAUCUGAUGCGUGAUGACGGAGAAUGCCUUUUAACCUUUCUCGCAUAUUCGCCAAUAUAUAGUAUGUUUGAAGGACUCAAAGACACACCCAAAUGGACUGCAUGGCUUAAGGAUAUCAAUCUAUUUCUUUCGCCUUAUCAUGAUUGCAUGGAACCGGAUCGUGUUAUUGAAAAACUGUUUAAGAAAAUUGGCUUUCGAUUCAUAGAUGUUCGUUCCAGACAAAAGAAAUUUGUAUACAACAAGAUAUCCGAUUUCAAAAAUACAGUUUUAGCCAUAAGUCCUUUCAAAAUCCCGGAACAUAUGCUAGAAGAAUUUUGGGACGACCUAGUGGAAGUGGGAGUAGGGAUGCGAAUAAUUGAUAAAAAAAAUGAUACCGUUAAUUUGAUAUAUAAUUUGCUUAUAGUACAUAGUAGAAAAUAAUUUCUGAAUUAAGUGAAUUUUGAACUCUAAUAUAGUCAAAGUUAACUUCUAGGGUUAAAAAAAAAUGAGUUUUUGUAUGAUUACGAGCUUUUUAAGUAACGGCUAAAUAUAAAAUAGGUAACAAUGUUUAAAAUGAAUUUAUCACGACGAUUUUUUUAAUAUAUAAUAC
Bombyx mandarina (wild silkworm) is the source of this 1301-nucleotide messenger RNA. RefSeq names its product juvenile hormone acid O-methyltransferase-like. The record is from RefSeq and is a predicted model, not a curated record. NCBI's taxonomy places the organism in Eukaryota, Metazoa, Arthropoda, Insecta, Lepidoptera, Bombycidae.